This is a messenger RNA of Lucilia sericata (common green bottle fly), 2746 nucleotides long. RefSeq names its product collagen alpha-1(XVIII) chain-like. The coding region runs from base 27 to 2642 and encodes 871 amino acids. NCBI's taxonomy places the organism in Eukaryota, Metazoa, Arthropoda, Insecta, Diptera, Calliphoridae. The record is from RefSeq and is a predicted model, not a curated record. The transcript is spliced from 18 exons.
CCACAAGCAUUUACGAUGGCAGUGGUAUGCCGCCACCACAGUCACAAUACCCACAUGAAAGACCAUAUCGUACCAUCAAAGGCGAGAAAGGUGAACGUGGCCCUAAAGGUCCUCCUGGUGAUAGUAUACGUGGUCCUCCUGGACCACCAGGUCCUGCUGGUCCUAAAGGUGAUCCAGGUUCAUUUCCUCCCUUUAUUGAUUUUGCUAGCAAUCCUGAGGCGAAAUACACUGGCAAAUGUACAUGCAAUGCGUCUGAUAUCCUAGAAGCCAUCAAAGACAACGAUAUUUUAAGAGAAACAUUAAGAGGUCCACCAGGACUGCCGGGUAAAGAAGGCAAAACUGGAGCUCCGGGACGUACGACGAAUAUAACGAUUGAGGGUGCUACUGGGGUACCAGGUGAACGCGGUGCCCCCGGUCCUAAAGGUGACCGCGGCGAAAGGGGCGAUCCUGGUCCUCGUGGUCCCGAAGGUCUGCAAGGCAACAAAGGUGAACCAGGUGUCGAUGGUAUGCCUGGCGUAAUGGGUCCUCCCGGACCGCCAGGUCCACCUGGUUUGCCAGAGAAUUAUGAUGAAUCUUUAAUGGGCAAUUCAAUGGGAGCAUUGCGUAGCAGUUCACCAGGACCUAAAGGAGAGCCAGGCAUUAAAGGUGAAAUGGGCCGUAGUGGUGAAAGAGGUCAACCAGGACAAAAGGGUGAACGUGGUGAUCCUGGCAUGACGGGUGAAAAAGGUGAUAGGGGUCACACUGGACCGCAUGGACCAAGCGGUGCCAAAGGUGAACCAGGACAACCGGGUAUACCAGGUAUUUCAGGAGCUCCUGGUGCUCCUGGACUCAAAGGUGAUCGUGGUCUGCCGGGUGAGAUAGGUCCCAUGGGUCCACCCGGCCCCGCCGGACAAAUAGUCUAUGCCGAUAUGCCGUUUGGUUUGCAGAAUACAACACAGUGUACAUGUCCCGCCGGACCAGCAGGUCCUAUAGGUCCACGUGGCCCACCCGGUUAUGAUGGCGCACCCGGUUUGAACGGUGAGCCGGGUCCAGCUGGUUCGAUCGGUUUGACCGGCCUGCCUGGUGCAAAAGGCGAGAAAGGCGAAAAAGGUUUGCGUGGUUUGGCUGGACCGAAAGGUGAUCGCGGACCUGAGGGUCCACCAGGACAGGCCUUUUUCGCUGGUGGUUUCGAAGGCAUGGCUAUGAAUGGCACCAAAGGUGACAAAGGUGAUAAGGGAAUGCGUGGUCGUCGCGGCAAACCGGGAACAGCUGGACCAAUCGGACCUCCGGGCAAACCAGGUUUAAUGGGCGAAAUGGGACAUGCGGGUCGUCCAGGUAUGCCAGGACCAAAAGGUGAUAUGGGUCCGAAGGGUCCCAAAGGUGAUUCUGGCGGUCGUGAAGGGCCCAAAGGCGAUAAGGGUGAUAGAGGACAAGAUGGUCGUGAUGGUAUGCCGGGACCACCUGGUUUACCAGCAGCAGCAGGAGAAGGUGUACAAUAUGUUCCUAUGCCAGGACCACCAGGCCCACCUGGACCACCCGGUCCACCAGGUAUGCCCGGCCUAACAAUAUCAGGACCAAAGGGAGAACCUGGCAUGGAAAGUCGUAAUGGUUAUUAUGGUGAUGCCUCCUACUAUGGAAGACCAGAUGAACUCAAAGCUUUGCGUGAACUUCAAGAUUUAAGAGAUCGGCCAGAUGGCAGUUCGGGACCUCCUGGUCCUCCAGGUCCACCAGGACCCCCGGCUAGUGGCAGUCGUCAUCAUGAUCAUGAUGAAGAAGAGGAGACUCCCUACUAUUCAGCAGCUUCUUCUUGGAAUAUGCGUAUUGUUCCGGGAGCCGUAACAUUUCCCAAUAUUGAUGAAAUGACAAAGAAAUCUGCCAUGAAUCCACCUGGUACUUUGGCAUAUAUAACUGAAGAGGAAGCGUUAUUAGUGAGAGUCAACAAAGGUUGGCAAUAUAUUGCGCUUGGAACAUUGGUACCAAUUGCCACACCCGCCCCACCGACAACAAUUGCACCACCAGUACGUGUUGAUAUACAAUCAUCGAAUUUAUUAAAUAAUUUACCACCAUUACUCAAUACACCUACGUUUACUACAGCUCCGGAAUAUGAAACGUGGUAUCCACGUAUGUUACGAGUGGCAGCUCUGAAUGAACCUUAUAUUGGCGAUUUACAGGGUAUACGUGGUGCAGAUUUUGCCUGUUAUCGUCAGGGUAGAAGAGCUGGUUUAUUGGGAACAUUUAAAGCAUUCCUGUCAUCAAGAGUACAAAAUCUUGAUUCAAUUGUACGUGUCGCAGACCGCGAUCUACCAGUGGUGAAUACGCGAGGUGAUGUACUAUUCAAUUCAUGGAAGGGCAUAUUUAAUGGACAAGGUGGUUUCUUUUCACAAGCACCACGCAUUUAUAGUUUCAGUGGUAAAAGUGUUUUAACGGAUCCAAUGUGGCCACAAAAACAUGUCUGGCAUGGUGCAUUACCCAAUGGAGAACGUUCAAUUGACACAUAUUGUGAUGCCUGGCAUUCGGGGGCAAGAGAUAAAUUUGGUUAUGCCAGCAAUUUGCUGGGGAACAAACUACUAGAUCAGGAGCGUCUAACAUGUGAUAGUAAAUUAAUAGUAUUAUGUGUUGAGGCUCUAUCACAGGAUCGACGAAAAAAAACGCGACUUGAGUGACAGGUAAGUAAAUUAAUAUUUGUACUAUUCUACAUACAGAUUUAUAUUGCAUUUGAUAUAUUUGUGUUGUAAAACUAUUUAAUAUAAAUGUCAUGUGUAAAUAC